UAUAUCUUCAUGAAUAACCUCAAUGAUCCCCCAAACUGGAAUAUCCGGCCUAAUUCCAGGGCGGAUGGUGGUGAUGGAAGCAGAUGGAAUUAUGCCCUGUUGGUUCCAAUGCUGGGACUGGCUGCUUUUCACUCUCUGUCAUGGCGGCUGCUCUGAAGUCCUCGUCAGAUACUACUGCCGUCUCUCAUCCUGCUAUUGGCAUCUGUUGGUCAUCUUUGUUCAUUUAGCAGGACCCGUCCUAACCUUUGGUUGGAUUUGGUCUAGGGAAUCCCAGAAAGAAAUAGAAAAAGAGAGAGAAGCCUGCCGUCAGAGAACUACUGCUUUUCAACAGGAUCUGGAAGCCAAGUACCAUGCCAUGAUCUCAGAAAAUCGGCGUGCUGUUGCUCAGCUGUCCUUGGAACUCGAAAAGGAACAGAACAGAACAGCUAGUUAUCGAGAAGCCCUUAUCUCUCAGGGGCGCAAGUUGGUAGAAGAGAAGAAGCUUCUAGAACAGGAACGGGCCCAGGUGAUGCAAGAAAAAAGGCAGGUGCAGCCUUUGAGAAAUGCGUAUUUGAGCUGCCUGCAAAAGGAAGAAAACUGGCAACGGAGAGCCAGGCUUUUGCUGAAAGAGUUUGAAGCUGUUCUCACGGAAAGACAGAAUAUCUACUGCAGUCUGUUUCUUCCUCGCAGCAAGCGGCUGGAGCUAGAGAAGAGCUUACUGGUGCGAGCGUCCGUCGACCCCGUUGCCGCUGACCUAGAGAUGGCAGCCGGUCUCACCGACAUAUUUCAGCACGAUACAUACUGUGGUGAAGUCUGGAACACCAACAAACGCCAGAAUGGCAGACUCAUGUGGCUCUAUCUCAGAUACUGGGAACUAGUUGUGGAACUGAAGAAGUUUAAGAGAGUAGAGGAAGCCAUACUAGAAAAGUAAGACAAGGAUGAAAUAAAACUGCUUUUAGUGACGCGAGGCCAGGCAGUCAUGAGCCUUCUGGGCCUCUGGCGUCGUCUGUCCCUUGCUGCCUGUGCCAUGGCCACACCGCCACCCUUCAGCAGCGACCUCCACUCCCGCCAUCCUCGGAGCAGAAGUGCCCGAAGCCUCAGAGACAGAGGGUUUCCUCCUGACGCUCUGCAGCUGCUGGGGAUGUGGCUUCUCUGAAGCAUUUGUAAGCUGCCCGUAUUGUAUCAAGCAGAACAGUGUAACCUCGUAUUUUAGCUCCAGGGUAAAAAUGGUUUUUUAAAAAGUCAAAUACGAUACUGGUCCUUACCACAAGUACUUUUCUGUGUUUCAUCACUCCCUAAAUACUUUCUCCUCAAAUUAUUUUUCUCUCACCAGAUUACAUUAAGAAUUUGUCAGAUAAUGUGUAGAACUGCAUAACAGAUGAUAAUAGAAAGUAGUAAUAUAUUAUCAAGGUUUUUUAUUUUAAAGAUCUCUCUCCCAUAAAGGGGAAGGAAACACCAAGUG
This is a messenger RNA of Chlorocebus sabaeus (green monkey), 1441 nucleotides long. The record is from RefSeq and is a predicted model, not a curated record. NCBI's taxonomy places the organism in Eukaryota, Metazoa, Chordata, Mammalia, Primates, Cercopithecidae.